This is a messenger RNA of Monodelphis domestica (gray short-tailed opossum), 4944 nucleotides long. RefSeq names its product zinc finger protein 69 homolog. Gene Ontology annotation, cellular component: PcG protein complex; transcription regulator complex; chromatin. Gene Ontology annotation, molecular function: RNA polymerase II cis-regulatory region sequence-specific DNA binding; DNA-binding transcription factor activity, RNA polymerase II-specific. NCBI's taxonomy places the organism in Eukaryota, Metazoa, Chordata, Mammalia, Didelphimorphia, Didelphidae. Gene Ontology annotation, biological process: regulation of transcription by RNA polymerase II. The record is from RefSeq and is a predicted model, not a curated record.
GCGGGACGGUGUAGUGUAGGAAAGGGAUAAACACAGAAGUGGCCCUGUCAGGCCAGGGCGGCUCUCUCUGAACCGGGAUCCGUGGUGGGGCUUUGCCCUCCCCCAGAGGAGAGGAGAGGAGCCCCCCUCCAGCCAGGAGACUGCUGGGAGAGAGGGGUGUACAAAGAGGAAGUUUCCCCAUCUUGGGGCUCCCACUCCCUGAAGGACCACAGUCUGACCCAAGCAGAGACCCCAGAGCCAGAGGGAAUGACCCCCGGGACCCAGAGGCCCCCAUCCCAGGGGUCAAUAACAUUCAAGGAUGUGGCUGUGAACUUCACCCAAGAGGAGUGGUGCCUGUUGGAUCAUUCUCAGAAAGAACUGUAUAGGGAGGUCAUGUUGGAGAAUGUGCAGAAUCUACUCUCUAUGGAGCUUCCAGUUCAUAGAGAAGAUUUUAUCUCCUGUUUUCAGCAAAAGGAAUCACUAUGGCUACUAGAGCAUAAAGGCCCAAAGAGCUCCUGUCCAGAGGCAGAAGCUAAUUUUGAAGUGAAGGAGAUGUCUGCAAAGCUGAGCCUUUUUGUGGAAGGAUUUGGCCCCCAAAGAUGCAUGAAUGAGGAUCCCUGUUACUUUAUUUUGAGAGAAAUGUAUGACUCUAAUAUCAAGGUAAAUAAAAAUCCAAAAAGUGACUGUGAAUGCGAAGAACCUGCAGAGAAAUUCAGCCAAUAUUCAGUCCUAAAUCGGUAUAUAAAAUUGAACUCAAGAAAUGACUGUUGGCAGGAUAGUGAAUACAGCAAAUGCUUUCCUGAAGAAGUAGGAUUUAUUCAGUCACCUAAGAAACCUGAAAUGCCCACAUAUCAAGGUAACCCAGGGGGAAUGGCCUUUGGUUGGAGUUUAGGCCUCAUUAGAUAUCCAAAAAGUAAAUGUGUAGAAGUGCUCUCUGUGAGUAAUAAAGGUGGGAAACCUUUCAGUCAGAACUCUGAGCUUGGUUCACAUCAAAUAGUCCACACUGGAGAGAAACCUUAUGAAUGUAAACACUGUGGAAAGGCUUUCACAGUGAUGGGCUCUCUUGCCAGACAUCAAAUAAUCCACACUGGAGAGAAACCUUAUGAAUGUAAACACUGUGGAAAGGCUUUUAUAUGGAGGGGUGAUCUUGAUAAACAUCAGAGAAUCCACACUGGAGAGAAACCAUAUGAGUGUACACAAUGUGGAAAGACUUUCACAGAGAGGAGCAAUCUUGCUAAACAUCAGAGAUUCCACACUGGAAAGAAACCUUAUGAAUGUAAACACUGUGGAAAGGCUUUUAUAUGGAGGGGUGAUCUUGAUAAACAUCAGAGAAUCCACACUGGAGAGAAACCUUAUGAAUGUACACAAUGUGGAAAGGCUUUCACAGAAAGGAGCAAUCUUGCUAAACAUCAAAGAUUCCACACUGGAGAGAAACCUUAUGAAUGUAAACAGUGUGGAAAGGCUUUUACAGUGAAGAACAAUCUUGCUGAACAUCAGAGAAUCCACACUGGAGAGAAACCUUAUGAAUGUACACAAUGUGGAAAGGCUUUUACACGGAGGGGUGAUCUUGCUUUACAUCAGAGAAUCCACACUGGUGAGAAACCUUAUGAAUGUAAACAGUGUGGAAAGACUUUCACACGGAGGGGCCCUCUUACUGAACAUCAAAGAAUCCACACUGGAGAGAAACCUUAUGAAUGUAAACAAUGUGGAAAGGCUUUCAUACGAAGGGGUAAUCUUGAUAAACAUCAGACAAUCCACAGUGGAGAGAAACCUUAUGAAUGUAAACAAUGUGGAAAAGCUUUCACACGGAAGGACCAUCUUGCUGUACAUCAGAGAAUCCACACUGGAGAGAAACCUUAUGAAUUUAAACAGUGUGGAAAGGCUUUCACACACAGGGACAAUCUUGCUGUAUAUCAGACAAUCCACACUGGAGAGAAACCUUAUGAAUGUAAUCAGUGUAGAUAGGCUUUCACAUGGAGGGGCAAUCUUAGAGCAUCCACAUUGGAGAGAAACUUUUAUCAAUGUAAUCAAUUUGGAUAGGCUUUCACAUAAAGUUCCACAGUUGCUUCAUGUCAGAAAAUUCCCACUGGAAAGAAACCUCAUGAGUGAGACUGAAUUUAUUGUUGCCACUCUUAGCUUAUUCAACAUAAGAGGAUCUACACUAGAAAGAAACUUUAGGAAUAUGGUCAAUGUGGUAAGACCUUUAGGCAACAAUCGUCUCUUAUUCCCAAGCAAGAAUUCCUUUUGGAUAAAAGGCUUAUUGCUAUCAUUUUAAUAACUAAAUUAAACUACAGUCCUUAAUUUCCAUAGAGUUUAUUAGUAUUUACUUGAAUAAGGCAGGCAGAUUGAGAAAAAGCCUAUUCUAAACUAGCCACAGGCUCCCUUAGCCACCUUCUUUUCACCACUUGCCCAAGAGAAUAUAGAGAGCCCCACUAUCUGGAACCCCCUCUAUUUUCUCCCUUUCUACCCGGAUGGAUUUCCCCCUCAUUUCUGGAUCAAGCCCGUAAGUCACUGACCCAUGACCCAUGCUGAAAUGCACUGACAUAACAUAGGGCUAGCAGUACUGGGACACAGGUAGGACCCCAGCACAUGAUCCUGGGAGGGGGUUCCCUUAACAUAAUCUUACCUUUGAUUCUUUGGGAGACCAGCAUUUGGGGUUUCUGGAAGAUUAACAUGUCAGGUCUCCCCAAUGAAUCAUUCCACAUUUGUAGCUUCUCUUACUGGAAGUAUAUAAAAUAUUGCACUUUACAUAAAGGGAAUUGCAACAAUUUGGGGAUAAAAAGGAAGGAAAAGAAAAAGGAGGAAGCAAACAAAAAAUAAUUGAUUGUAUGAUAUAUGACCAGAAAGGUCUCUCUCUCUCACACACACACACACACAUUGGGGAACUGGAGAGAGGAUGAGAGAACUGAAGAAAUGGAGAGAGGGAAGAGAUUGAUCCUCCCCUUUCUUCCCCUUGGGGAAGAUAGCACAAUUUGUCUUCUAGAGGGACAGAAUAUGUCUCCUCAGAGAUUGGGUUUGGGAGAUAGAGGUUAAGGACUGGAGGAGAAAGUCUUAGAGAAAUGACCCACUGCCUCCCUUCUUGAUCUCAGCUGUUUGCUGAGAGGCAGGUAAAUUUCCUGCCUCUAGAUCCUCCCAGUAUCCCAACUUCUCUCUUUCCCUUUGAGAUUUAGUUCACUCCUCAGCCCUGGUCUAGAACUAGUUCUCCCUUUUGGGGAACAGUAUGAUUCUCCCCAAAUCUUCAGUCUCCUUUGAUAUCAGCAAGUAGGCAGACCUGACCUAAAUGGCAACACUUUAUUCUUGAGAACACACAGGGCAGAGAGAGUGAGGGUGUUGGAUGAGGAAAGUGGGAGAUAGGAAUCCCUACAGAUUAGCAACUGAUCUGCCCCCCAAAUCCUGAGGGGUUCAGGCUGUCUGCCUGACCCUCCUUUGGUCAGUGUUGGGUUUCUCUUUCCUCCUAAGGCAAUAUGACUAUGAGUUGAAGUUCAGGACAAUUUGGGGGAAGAGAGAUCUCAGCAGAUAGCUUCCUAUAAAGUCUCAGUCUACUUUUGUCUUCAGCUUGAACCAGAGAGUUUUAGGGGUUCACUGGAAGGUAGUCAGUGUCCAGAAGGAUCCUCCAUCUCAGAGGUCCUCCUCUCGGACCAUCGACUGGCAGAGAGCUGACCAGUAGUAAGUUGGCAGUUUUGAAUUCUCCCCAUUCAUCUGUUCCUUCCUGGAAUCUUGAAUCUUCCUUGACCUUCCCUCACUUGAGCUGUUCCUUUGCAUUGCUGGAUAUGAUUUUUUUCUCUUUUUAUAACUUUUCUCUUAUAAUUGGCACAUUGACAAGCGAAAGAAAGGUGGCUGAGGGAGCCAUGUAGAGAGCAUUCACAUAGCCAGUUAGAAUUAGAUUUCUUUUCUCUCUACUUCUCUUAUUAUUAAGAACCCGAGUUUAAUUUAAUUGCACAUGAAUGAAGAAAAGCAUUAAAGUGGAGAGUCUAGAGCUUGUUCAGUACGAGAAAAUGUCUUUUGAACAGACAAGUUCCAAACUGACUCCCUGUAGGAGAACUUUCAGCCAGAGAUCAUCUCUUAUUUCAUAUCAGAGGAUUCAUAGUGCAGAAAAACCUAACAAAUGUGCUCAAGUUGUACGUGUUUUCCUCAGGAGGAGGGUGAUUAUUAUUUAGAGAAGUGCAAAUUAAGUCUGAGGGACCACCACACUUCUAUUAGAUUGACUAUUAUGACAAAAGGAACGUAACAAGAGUUAGAGGAGAUGUGUGAAAAACGAGAUACUAAUGAACUGUUGGGGAAGUUGUGGAAAUGAUUCAACCAUUCUAGAGAGCAGUUUUGAACUAUGUCCAAAGGACAUUAAACAGAAAGGAAAAGGAUCUAUCUAUUAGUAUUUUUUUAAAAAUAAACCACUUAAAGCUGCUCUUUUUGGUGUGACAAAAUAAUUGGGAAGUAAGAGGAAACUCAUAAAUUGGGGAAUGGCUGGGUAAAUUAUGGCACAUGAUUGUAAUGGAAUACUGUUGCUUUAUAAUGCAUGAGGAGGAGGAGCUCAGAAAAACCUGGAAAGAUGAGAACUGAUGGAGACUGAAAUUAGUGGAACCAGGAGAACAUUGCACAUUGCGACAGCAAUAUUGUAUGCAGAAAUGUGAAUUGAGCUAUUCUCAACAAUACAGUGGGCCAAAAUAAUCACAAAAGACUCAUAAUAAAAAAGAUUUCAUCUGUUUUCAGAGAAAGAACCGAUGGAGUCUGAAUCCAGACCAAAGAAAAAAAUUUUGACUUAAAAAAUUUUUUGUUUUGUUUAAGUUCCACAGAAGGAUCAAUUUGGGAUAAUGUUUUAUAGGAUUGCACAUGUAAAAUUUAUGUAAGAUUGCUUAACAUCUCAAGCAUGGAGGGGAAAAUCCAAGACUCAAAAUUUUAAAAAAGUUUGGAUAUUGUUUUUACACAUAAUUGUCAUCAAAAAAUAAAAUAUGAAAUGAUGAAGAAGAA